AUGGCUCUUUCGGCGCGUCUCCCGUCGACCCCCCUCGCCUCUCGAGCCACGUCGCGCCACCAUAGCGCGGCCGAACUUCUGUCGGCCGCUGCUUCGCUCCGCGCGGCGCACCCCUUCCUCGCCUCCGCCGCUUCGCCGUGCGCACUCACCCUCACCGCGUCACCCGCGCCGUCAGCCGCGGCGGACUCCGACGUUGCGCCGUUCUGCCCGCUCUUCUCGUCGCGACGCACCGCCUCAUUCGUGCAGCGGGCAGGUUCACGAGCCGGGAGGCACGUGGCGCGCGCCAUGGCAGAGGCGGACGCCACAGCUGCCGCCGGGAACGGCGGAGCUGCCGGGCCGGCACCCGUGGCGAGCGACGGGCAGCGAGUGGCGCGCGUGGCGCGGAGGACCAAGGAGACGGACGUGGAGGUGACGAUCGCGAUCGACGGCGAGGGGCGCUGCUGCUCCGCCACGGGCAUCCCGUUCCUCGACCACAUGAUGGACCAGCUGGCGUCACACGGGCUGUUGGACGUGAGUGUGAGGGCGGAGGGCGAUGUGCACAUCGACGACCACCACACCAACGAGGACAUCGGCCUCGCCCUCGGCUCCGCAUUGGCGGUGGCGCUGGGGGACAGGAAGGGCAUUCGGCGCUUUGGGGACUUCUGUGCGCCGCUGGACGAGGCGCUCAUCCAUGUGGUGCUGGACCUGUCGGGGCGGCCGCACCUGUCCUUUGACGUCACCAUGCCCACACAGAGGGUUGGCACUUACGACACCCAGCUGGUGGAGCAUUUCUUCCAGUCGCUCGUCAACACCAGCGGCAUGACGCUGCACAUCCGCCAGCUAGCGGGCAGCAACACGCACCACAUAAUAGAGGCCACCUUCAAGGCCUUUGCCAGGGCGCUGCGACAGGCCACGGAGAUUGACCCCCGCCGCGCUCACACCGUGCCCAGUUCCAAGGGAGUCCUCUCACGCACCUGCCGCGCCUCCUUCAACGGCUUCGGCCGGCGAUCCUCGCGCGCGCGGGAUGACCGCAGUCACGCGCAAGCGCGCGCAGAUGGGGGCAUGUGGCAGGGGGAGGAGGGAGAGGAGAGGGGCAAGCGGGAUGCGGGCAGAUCAGCAUCGGGGGGAGCGGGUCCGGCGUGGAUGGGGAUGGGCGCGGGGGAAGGGGGCGCGCGGGCGGGCGUGGGUGACGCGCAGCGGCUGCUGAUUGGCGGCGCCGUGCUGGCGGCGGUGACGUGGCUCAAGUUCGCGACGGAGGGCCAUCUGGGGUGGCUGGGCGACGGCGCGCUCGAAGGCGUCGCGCAGCUCUGGUUCGUGUUCUAUCUGUUGGACGUGGCGCUCACCACGGCCACGUGGAUCGUCGGCAAGCUCACCUCCUCGCUCGCCGUCGCCAAUGUACCCCCCCUCGCCUCCCCUUCCCCCCUCGCCUCCCCUUCCCCCCUCGCCUCCCCUCCCCCCCUCGCCUCCCCUUCCCCCUCUCGCCUCCCCUUCCCCCCUCGCCUCCCCUUCCCCCCUCGCCUCCCCUUCCCCCUCUUGCCUCCCCUUCCCCCAAUCGCCUCCCCUUCCCCCAAUCGCCUCCCCUUCCCCCCUCGCCUCCCCUUCCCCUCCCUCUUCUCCUUCUCCUCCCGCUUCCCCUUCCCCCCCGUUUCCCCUUCCCCCCCGUUCCCCCUUCCCCGCCGUUUUCGCUUCCCCUCCCGCUUCCCGCUUCGUUCGUUGGGAGCUUCGUUGUCUUUCAAUGCCCGUGGUGCGACCACCAGUUCACUUUCGACAGAUGAAGAUGGUCAAUUUCAGCAAGCACACGGCAGCAGCCGUGGAUUUGCUGCACAAUCAGGGUCACAAUCUCAAGACAAGCAGGGAUGGAGGGCUACAGGGACUGACAGAGUGGUGGACGUGGAGGCCACAAUAGUUGACAAAGAUUAG
Closterium sp. NIES-65 is the source of this 1899-nucleotide messenger RNA. NCBI's taxonomy places the organism in Eukaryota, Viridiplantae, Streptophyta, Zygnematophyceae, Desmidiales, Closteriaceae. The record is from the annotation of a GenBank genome assembly.